ACAUAACAUGAAACCAACGUGUCUGUCUCAGAAAAAAAUGCAAAAACAGUGACUGAGGUUUUUAUUGUUGUUACAAAGUUAGUUAACACUUUAUUAUGAUGACAUUGAUGUUUGCAUCGUAAUUAUCGAAACCAAACUUGUCCAAAAAAAAAAUCUAUUUCUCCACAAACAAAACAACACUUUGUAUUAUUCAUCAUUUUACAUAUUUUUCUUAGAUUCUUCACACUCUCUCUUAGAUUUCAUCGCCUUCAACCUUAUAAUCUCAUAGACCCACUUAACAAUUUUCAUUCUUUCUUAUAGAUCACACUACCCUUUGAGCUGAAAAGAAAGAAAGUUUAGUUUUUUACUGGUGGGGUUGGUUCCAAAAAAAUGGCAUCAUUCUCAGUUCCAUGCCCCAAAUGUCCUGUUCCUUCUUCCCUUUUGGGUUUGAAAUCUAACAAGAUCUUGUUUCAAAGUGGGUUGAGUUUGAAGAAUUCUCAAUCAUUUGGAUCUUUGUCUGCUGAGUCAGCUUCAUUUGGAAUUCAGUGUCUUAACAAGAAACAAUUUCCUGUCAAGAUUCAAGCACAACUUAACGAGGCUGCUGUUGUCGAAAAUUUGAACUCUGCACCUACUGUUGCUUCAUCAGAAGAGAAAGAAAACCAAAAUGGGAGUGUCCCUGCUAGCACUGUGUCAGAUGAAUCUGCAAUUUCUGCAUUCAUGUCUCAAGUUGCUGACCUUGUAAUACUUGUGGAUUCAAGAGAUAUUGUGGAGCUGCAACUAAAGCAAUCUGAUUAUGAACUCGUGAUAAGAAAAAAAGAAGCUUUGCAGCCUCCACCAGCCACGGCUAUGCCGCAAUCAGCACCACCAUUGUACUAUCCGACACUUCCUUUGCCGCCACCCCCGCCACCGACAGCUUAUUCUGCUACUGCGAGCUCUCCACCUUCGAAAGCAACACCUGCCUUACCUCCCCCCAAAACAAGUGCAUCAUCUCACCCACCGCUGAAAUGUCCGAUGGCAGGAACCUUUUACAGGUGCCCUGGACCUGGCGAACCUCCAUUUGUCCAGGUGGGAGAUACAGUGCAAAAAGGCCAAGUUAUUUGCAUUAUUGAGGCUAUGAAACUGAUGAAUGAAAUUGAGGCUGAUCAAUCAGGAACAAUAGCUGAGAUACUAGUUGAGGAUGGAAAACCAGUUAGUGUAGACUUGCCUCUUUUCGUAAUAGUUCCAUGAGUACCAAAGGAACCUCAUUUCAAAGUCGAAGCGAGUCUCACUUGUUGGAUAGUGUGGUGUUUGAUGAUGUAGAUUUCCCUUUAAUCAGAAAUUUAUUGAGUGAUAUUCAUCGUCUAAUAUUAAGAAAUCGUUGCCUUCUUAAGCCUUCGCCUCCUCCUCUUAAUUUAUCUAGAGAUAUUUUAGACACAAGAUUCAGCAUAUAAGAAUGGAUAUCGAACUUUGUAAUUCUAAGCAGUUUUGAUAUUUGUACUAUUAAUUAAUGUUUUAUGCAUUUGGUUUUUGAAGAGUCUCUUUCUUCUAUGAACCUGUUGGAUGUUAUGUUCUUGCUUGUAAUUUUUCAUAGGUUCUUUCUGUUGCUAAAAGACUUCUAUUCGCAGCAAUUUGUUAUAAGUGUAAUAAAAAGCAUAUAAAAUACAAUUGAAGUCAAAAUUGUUGUAUCUUUUAUAGAUUUGUUUAGUAACAGUUAUUGCUA
Medicago truncatula (barrel medic) is the source of this 1678-nucleotide messenger RNA. Its product is annotated as biotin carboxyl carrier protein of acetyl-CoA carboxylase, chloroplastic. Gene Ontology annotation, biological process: fatty acid biosynthetic process. Lineage: Eukaryota; Viridiplantae; Streptophyta; Magnoliopsida; Fabales; Fabaceae. Gene Ontology annotation, cellular component: chloroplast; acetyl-CoA carboxylase complex. The transcript is spliced from 7 exons. Gene Ontology annotation, molecular function: acetyl-CoA carboxylase activity. Bases 370 to 1206 code for a protein of 278 amino acids. The record is from RefSeq and is a predicted model, not a curated record.